Molecule: messenger RNA, 5346 nt
Organism: Anolis sagrei ordinatus
Lineage: Eukaryota; Metazoa; Chordata; Lepidosauria; Squamata; Anolidae
Source: RefSeq, a predicted model, not a curated record
AUGGCUCAGGACGAUUCUUUUCAAGCCAUUGUUCUUCAGUCGUUUGUGCCUACAUCAUCUCACAAUGGGUUUGAAUCUGCCAUCGCCCGGGUGUUCCGAUCCGCAAACGAAGAGCAGAUCUGCCUCGUAGCCACAGUCCGCCUGGUCACGCCACAGUUCUUGAAGGAACUUUGCAACGUGGAAGAGCCGUGCGAAGAAUUCACAUCGAGGCACAGCCUGGAAUGGAAGUUUCUGUUUUUAGACCACAGGGCGCCGCCUAUUAUAGGAUAUUUGCCGUUCGAGGUGCUUGGGACAUCUGGGUACGACUAUUAUCACGCCGACGACUUGGAGCUCCUCGCUCGGUGCCACGAGCACUUGAUGCAGUUUGGCAAAGGGAAGUCUUGCUACUACCGAUUCCUGACCAAAGGGCAGCAGUGGAUAUGGCUGCAAACCCACUACUACAUCACCUACCAUCAGUGGAACUCCAAGCCCGAAUUUAUUGUCUGCACCCACACGGUGGUCAGUUAUGCUGAGGUCCGAGCGGAAAGAAGGCGGGAUCUAGGCCUCGAAGAGUCAUCUGUUGAACUAGCAGCUUCGUCCUUGAAGAGUCACGGGAGUUACAUCGACAUCCGCCAGUGCGCUCCCAACCAGGAGCCCAGCUGCGAAAGGCUCUCCGCCUCCUCGCCCAGUUCCCGUCGAUCCUCACACACGGCACUUUCGGACUCUGCGUCCACGUCCUCCAUUCGGCACACCGAAGCCAGCACUCCGACGCGGCAGUCGUUGCCCAUGGGGCCAUCGGAGAAGACGCCUUUGAGGCUUCCUUCAAGCAGCAGCACACCCGGAAUAACAACACCCCAAACGCCCACCGAGCAUCUCCCGCAGCAUCAUAUGGCACAGCCCACGGUUCCCGCACAGCAGACGGUUAUGCCGGUGUAUCACUUCCCAGCCCAGAUGGGGAUGAUGCAUCAGCUGAAGGAACAGCUGGAGGAAAGGACCCGCAUCUUGCAGGCCGACAUCAAGACGCAGCAAGAAGAACUGCACGUGAUCAAGGAGCAGCUCCAGCUGGUGCAAGACUCCAACUUGCAGAUGUUGAUGCAGCAACCCAUGCCGAUGGUCUUCAGUGGCGUUCAGCAUCAGAGCCCAAGGCGGCCUUCCCAGCAACAGGCAACCGCCGCAGCCAACAGACCGGCCGCUGCCAAGAAGUCCCAGCAACAGCAACAACAACAACAACAACAGCAACAAGGCUUAAUGGCACCCAAGCAGUUCUGCGGCACACACCUGGCCUCACCACAGCAAUUCCAGGUGCAGCAGCAGCAGCAGCAAAAGCAGCACGUCAUGAGAGGCAACCCGGUCCAGCAGGCCUGCUUGCCCAUGCAGAUGAGCAUUUCGAUGCCGCUCUACAACAACCCCAUGGUGUUCUCCCAAGCGCACCCCAUCACUGUGUCUACUCCGAUGCCGGCCGAAAUGGGCGAACGGCAACAACUGCCCGACUACAACCAAGAUCGGAGCUUAAGGUUUGCUCAGGAGCAGCAGGGACUUCCUCCCGCGGUGCAGAUGCAGCCCAUCACGUGCGCCACCAUCGCCCCCUCGCCCGUUUUCACCCCGUCGGUGAUGAUCCCGCACAGCAAUGUGGCCGCGCAGCAGAGCCACGCUCCCAACGCUCUCCAUCAGUGGCAACCACCGCAGGUCCAGCAGCAUCACCUCUACCUUCAGAUGCACGGGGUGGCUGAGCAGGGCCAGGGCCAAGGCCAGCGCCUCUUCCCGCAGCCUCACCUCUCUCAGCAGAGUGCCGGUGCCGCCGCCAUGGGCUACUUCCACCACCCGCCGCAGCCCCAGAGCCGCCACAUGCAGGGCCAGCCCUGCGGCUUGCAAGACCUUCCCGAAAUGCAGCUGCCUUGAGGCCUAAAGGGCUGGAGAGAUGCUGGUGGAAACGGUUGGGCAUGUCUACGUUCGUUCGUUCGUUCGGAGCAGAGGCGAGAAUCGGCGGGCAAGCCCAGAAGAGGAGGCAGUCCUGCCCCGAGAGUCUCCGAGAGGCAAGGCUUGUCCUCAAGGAGAGAUGCAGCAGAGCCAAAGAUGGAUGGAUGGAUGGAAGGAAGGACCUUCUCAAGAGUCAAGAGAGAGAUCCUUGAAAGAACCCAAUGCUCGAGGUGAAGAAGAUCAGAAAGCCAACCUGGCUUCAUUACGAUCCACCCCAGCUUUGCGCCGGUAGGACAUCUCUUCAUCUGUAUCCUGGGCCUCGAAAUGGAGAUGCGGGUCAAUGAAGCUUGCAGAAGUCCCCUCCGUGGUACAAUUCACGGCUCACCUGACAUAAGAACUGCUCGGAGAGGGAAAGCAAGCCACCGCUGGCUGGAGAGUUGGGUCCUUCCGGUGCUGCAAAGCCAUAUAUUCACUAUGGUAGGUGGAUUCCUAGCUCCAAAGCCGUUUCCUUUGAGUAGGGAAGUUUACAUACGUAGGAGUUUUGGACCAGAAGCUGCACAUGACAAGCUCGGGAGGCAGCCAAGACUUUUCCCCCCAUGACCUUUUUUCUUUCUUUUUUGCUACAAUCUCGGCAACAUUCACUGUGAACCACUCUGAAUACAGACUGAUUCAGGACCACGGUCAGCAGGUUUCCACCUCUUUGCUUUUCUAUUGUGUGUGAGGUAUGUUAGAUUUUAUUUUGGUAGGUGGGCUGAUGAAUAUAUUCCCCCCGACUUUCCCUUUGAGUUUUCCCACUUGGUCAAUCCCCACUGUUUUUUUUUUGGGUAACUGGGGAACGCUGCUACUGUUGACGACACCACUCUUGCCUGAAUUUCUUCUUCUUGCACCAGCUCCUUUCACGGUUAGGAUUAUGGUCCUAUUAUACAAAGGUUUCUGCUAUUUUUGCUACAAAGUACAGGUAUAAACCUAUCUAUUUCUACUCCCAGCUUAGCCAAAUAUACAUACAGUAGAGUCUCGGAUAUCCGACCUUCGCUUAUCCGACAUUCCGUCUUAUCCGACGCUCUUAUCUGACGGCCUCCUUUUCCUCCAGCAUUUCCCCUUCAGUUAAAGAAGCACUCUCCAACUCUCUCUCGAUUCCCAAUACAGCAGAGUCUCGCUUAUCCAACCUUCACUCAUCUGACAUUCCGUCUUAUCCGACGCCCUCCUUUUCCUCCAGCAUUUCCCCUUCAGUUAUAUAUUUAUAUUAUUUCCCCUUCAGUUAAAGGAGCGCUCCCCAACUCUCUCUCGAUUCCCAACACGGUAGAGUCUCGAAUAUCCGACCUUCACUUAUCCGACAUUCCGUAUUAUCCGACACCCUCCUUUUCUUCCAGCAUUUCCCCUUCAGUUAAAGGAGCACUCCCCAACUCUCUCUCGAUUCCCAACACGGUAGAGUCUCACUUAUCCGACCUUCACUCAUUCGACAUUCCGCCUUAUCCAACACCCUCCUUUUCCUCCAGCAUUUCCCCUUCAGUUAAAGGAGCGCUCCCCAACUCUCUCUCAAUUCCCAACACAGUAGAGUCUCGGAUAUCUGACCUUUGCUCAUCUGACAUUCCGUCUUAUCCAACACCCUCCUUUUCCUCCAGCAUUUCCCCUUCAGUUAAAGGAGUGCUCCCCAACUCCCUCUCGAUUCCCAAUACAGUAGAGUCUCACUUAUCCGACCUUCGCUCAUCUGACAUUCUGUCUUAUCCGACGCUCCUAUCCAACACACCCUUUUCCUACAGCAUUUCCCCUUCAGUUAAAGGAGCACUCCCCAACUCUCUCUCUCGAUUUAUUGUCGGGCUAUAUGGCCAUGUUCUAGAGGCAUUCUCUCCUGACGUUUCGCCUAAAUCUAUGGCAAACAUCCUCAGAGGUUGUGUAGUCUGUUGGAACUAGGAAAAUUGGGUUUAUAUAUCUGUGGAAUGAUGUCCAGGGUGGGCCAGCACUUUGAAUUGUGCCCGGUAGCAAACUGGAAGCCAGUGGAGCUGGCGCAACAGAGGAGUUGUACGCUCCCUGAGCGCUGCUCCCGUUAGUAACCUGGCUGCUGCCCGCUGGAUCAUUUGAAGCUUCCGGACAGUCUUCAAAGGCAACCUCACGUAGAGAGUGUUGCAGUAGUCUAUAUGGGAUGUAACCAGAGCAUGGACCACUGUGGCCAAGUCAGACAAUCCGUCUUAUCCGACGUUCUUAUCCGAUGCUCCCCUUUUCCUCCAAUAUUUCCCCUUCAAUCAAAGGAGCGCUCCCCAACUCUCUCUCCAUUCCCAACACAGUAGAGUCUCAGAUAUCCGACCUUCGCUCAUCCAACAUUCUGUCUUAUCCGACACUCUUAAGUGAAAAAGACGGGAUGAGGAGGAGGAGGAGGAUGGAGGAAGGAAAGGGGGAAAGAGGCAGGACCAGAAGCGGAAGCAUCCUCCCUCCUUCCCUCUAUGAUUUCCACGCUCCUCUUCCGCAUCCGGGCACUUCCUCCUGGGAAUCUCUAUCCCCGAGGCGUUGCCUUGCUUUAACUCUUUAACUCCAUGUUGUUAGUAUUCUGGGUGUCUAGCACUGCGUCGGAUGGGUAAGUCGGAGGCUCAUUAUUAUCCAACAUUUUCAUUUAGCCAACGUUCUGCCAACUCAUUUAUGUUGGAUACGUGAGACUCUACUGUACGUAGGUUUUUAAAAAGAGGUGCAGGAACCUCCCCGACUACUUUCUCCCAUUUCUCUGUCCUUUUUGAGGGGAGUUUAUCAAGACACCCAAAGUCAAAGGCAAACUUUGUGGUUUUGCUCUAUUUGGGGUGUGAGACCUGGGCCAGGUGGCGACUUCUACUUCAAGAGGACCGACGCCUACAACGUCACAUGGCAGUCGUCUUAGCAAUAAAUUGUAUUUUUGUAAAUUGGUCACUUUAACUGUGUUUAUAUAUUUAUGAUUUUCUAAAAAAAAAAGGUUUUAUUCCUCAGUGGGUGUGUAUACCAAAGCAUCCCCUACUGUUUUGUGCGUUUCCAAAGGAAAAUGAAUAUUGACCAUUGUUAGGGGCAUUGAUGUUUUUUAUGUGUGUGUUAUAUGUUCUUAAAAUGUAAACAGUGCUGGAUUUGCACUUUUUUCUGUUUGGAAAACAAAUCUCGUCAGUUCUGAAGGAGAAUUUUGCCAAUGCUUCUUCAGCAGGAAUAAGCCUGGAUUGCAAAAAGAGAGAUCCAUUGCUGGUUGUUACGAAACGGUCCUUUUGAGCUUGAUGGUUUCUAGUAGGUAUGUGUAAUCCAUGGUUCUAAAGUACUUACAGAACUAAAGUUCUGGUGAUGAAAACUCGGGGGCGCUGGUGCUUUGCUUCUACAGUGUUGCUAAAGUUCUGGUGGUGAAAAUUUCAGAACUCUAACACAACUUUCAACAUUUCAAUGUAUUGUCGAAGGCUUUCAUGGCUGGAAUCACUGGGUUGUUGUAGGUUUUUUCGGGCUAUAUGGCCA